This is a messenger RNA of Thamnophis sirtalis, 665 nucleotides long. Lineage: Eukaryota; Metazoa; Chordata; Lepidosauria; Squamata; Natricidae. The record is from RefSeq and is a predicted model, not a curated record.
AUGGUUAGAUUGACUUCACAAAGAGAGGUGUAUGGACAAUGCCCAUCAAGCAGCCUUAAGAAGCUGGUUUGUUUUCUUCCAGGGUACAGUCUGUUCUUGGUUGCUGCUCAUGAAUUUGGCCACGCAAUGGGACUCGAACAUUCUGAAGAUCCUGGAGCACUGAUGGCCCCCAUCUACACCUAUACCAAGCACUUCCGCCUUUCUCAAGAUGACAUUCAAGGGAUCCAGGAACUUUAUGGGGGUUCGAUUGAUGUUGGACCAGGACCAAAACCGACCCUUGGACCUGUCACUCCUGAACUUUGUGGCCAAGAUCUUGUCUUUGAUGCCGUGGCUCAAAUGAGGGGCGAGAUCUUUUUCUUCAAAGACAGAUUCUUCUGGAGGACCGCGAAUGAAAGGAGCCGGCCAACUGGACCAUUGCUGGUGGCUGUUUUCUGGACCGACCUUCCAGAAAAAAUCGACGCUGUCUACGAAGCUCCUCAAGAAGAGAAAUCGGUAUUUUUUUCAGGGAACGAAUACUGGAUUUACACAGCCAGCACCUUGGAAAGAGGGUAUCCAAAAAGACUUACCACUCUCGGGCUACCUCCUGACGUGCAACGUGUCAACGCUGUAUUUAACUGGAGCAAAAACAAGAAGACUUACAUUUUCGCAGGGGACAAAUUUUGGAG